Lycium ferocissimum is the source of this 1912-nucleotide messenger RNA. RefSeq names its product serine--tRNA ligase, chloroplastic/mitochondrial-like. Lineage: Eukaryota; Viridiplantae; Streptophyta; Magnoliopsida; Solanales; Solanaceae. Gene Ontology annotation, biological process: mitochondrial seryl-tRNA aminoacylation. Gene Ontology annotation, cellular component: mitochondrion. Gene Ontology annotation, molecular function: tRNA binding; serine-tRNA ligase activity; ATP binding. The transcript is spliced from 10 exons. The coding region runs from base 1 to 1488 and encodes 495 amino acids. The record is from RefSeq and is a predicted model, not a curated record.
AUGGUACUGCCCGGAACCACUUUUCAUUCCCUCAAACUUGCUGCUAUCCCUUACUUCUCCAAAACCCUAAGCUACCAUCCAAGGCCUCUCUUCCCUCUUCUCAUUAGAUCCCUUUCUGCCACCGCUGCCCAAACUGCUGCCACUGACGAUAAUAAAGCGGUGAAGCCUCAAUGGAAAGCAGCAAUAGAUUUCAAGUGGAUAAGAGAUAAUAAGGAGUCAGUUGCGGUUAAUAUUAAGAAUAGGAACUCCAUUGCUAAUCUGGAGCUUGUUCUUGAGCUCUAUGACAAGUUGCUCAAUGUUCAGAAGGAGGUUGAAAAGUUACGAGCGGAGAGAAAUGCAGUUGCAAACAAGAUGAAAGGAAAACUAGAACCCUCAGAGCGCCAGAAGCUCAUAGAAGAAGGAAAGAAUCUGAAGGAAGAACUUGUUACUUUGGAAGAAGACCUGCUCAAACUUACAGAUGAGCUGCAGCAAGAAGCACAAUCCAUACCUAAUAUGACACAUCCAGAUGUUCCAUUAGGAGGGGAAGAUUCUUCAACAGUCAGGAAAAUGGUUGGUAAGCCUGCUGAGUUUAGCUUUGCUGUUAAGGACCAUGUUCAGCUGGGAAAAGAGCUAGAUUUAUUCGAUUUUGAUGCUGCAGCUGAGGUCAGUGGGUCCAAAUUCUAUUACUUGAAGAAUGAAGCAGUUAUGUUAGAGAUGGGUCUUGUAAACUGGGCAGUUUCAGAGGCCAUGAAAAGAGGUUUUACACCUCUGACAACCCCUGAGAUUGUACGGUCAUCUGUGGUGGAAAAGUGCGGAUUUCAACCCCGUGGAACAAACACUCAGGUGUACUCCAUUGAAAAUAGUGAUCAGUGCUUGAUUGGCACUGCUGAGAUUCCAGUAGGUGGUAUACAUAUGGACUCCAUUUUGUCCGAGUCUUCAUUACCAUUGAAAUAUGUGGCUUUCUCCCAUUGCUUCCGGACUGAGGCUGGUGCUGCAGGAGCUGCAACUAGGGGACUUUAUCGAGUUCACCAGUUCAGCAAGGUGGAAAUGUUCAUACUAUGCCGACCUGAUGAAAGUGAUUCAUACCAUAAAGAACUCAUUGAGAUUGAAGAAGAGCUCUUCUCAUCACUCGGAUUUCAUUUCAAGACAUUGGACAUGGCAACCGAGGAUCUAGGUGCCCCAGCAUAUCGUAAAUUUGAUGUGGAGGCCUGGAUGCCAGGAUUGGGCCGUUACGGCGAGAUAUCAAGUGCAUCAAAUUGCACAGAUUAUCAAAGUCGUCGGCUGGGAAUAAGGUAUCGCCCCGAAUCAUCAAGUCCUAGAAAGGGCAAAAAUGCAGCUCCCACACAGUUCGUUCACACACUAAAUGCUACAGCAUGUGCUGUUCCGCGAAUGAUGGUAUGCUUGCUUGAGAAUUUCCAGCAAGAAGAUGGCUCAGUUAUUAUACCAGAGCCAUUGAGACCAUUCAUGGACGGGCUUCAGAUUAUUAAACCAAAACAUCUACAGAACUGAAACAGGAUGUACAUUUGAUAGUAGAUGCUGUAUCUGCAUCAUAAUUUUUUUCAUCUUCUGGGGAAGUUUUCACUUUGUUCAGUUCGGCAGCAGAUUGAACAGACGUUUAAGAUGAGUUUAAGUUUAUAAUAAAGUUGAAUAUUUAUUGACAUUGCAAAUAGCAGAUUUGCUGAUUGCUUUGAGUCUAUUGACUCUACUAUGUGCAGCUAUCUAGUUUGUACCUUGUAUGGAUGGUAAUUGUAACCUAAAAAGUAUAGUUAGCUCAGUUCUACUGUUGCUUUAGACCAUGGAGUUUAGUAGCACAUCUUUGGUAAUUGGGUGGGAACAUAAUGUACUGUACACUACAGAGGAAAAAGGCCAUACUUUGCGUGGAUGUAAAUAUUGAGUGCAAGUUAUGAAGCAUCAGUCUGAUCUUUAUUUUUCA